Messenger RNA from Rhizopus microsporus ATCC 52813, 606 nucleotides. RefSeq lists its product as uncharacterized. The transcript has 2 exons. The record is from RefSeq and is a predicted model, not a curated record. Lineage: Eukaryota; Fungi; Mucoromycota; Mucoromycetes; Mucorales; Rhizopodaceae. The coding region runs from base 59 to 328 and encodes 89 amino acids.
AUGGCAUUUAUUAAGAGUCCAUUACUUAGAAAAGACACAUCUGUUCCUGGCCUUCCAAAUGUUGUUACCAGUGACAAGUCAUCUAUGCCUACAGUCAGUAAAGAUACGAGUGUUCAAGCUGUAUUACCUGCUCCUAUUCCUUCCACUAGCUGUACUUCUGCUCCCAUUAAGAGCUCCAAGAAAUAUCAAGACAAGGUUGAUAAGACUGAAGCGCUUAAACAGGAAAAAGAAAAGAAUAAGGCGUCAAAUAAUGAGCAAAAAUAAGUUCGAUGUCCUUCUUGUGAUGGAACUGAUCACCCUCGCCCUUCCAGCAAGUUGUGUCUUAUGAAUAAGUGAAAAAUGAAACUUCCAAAGUCCAAGGAUACCGUCGAGAAAAUUUUUGUAAUCAAGGCAUCUUUGGCUAAUACCUGUAGAUAUUCCAAGUUUGUUUCCUUGAUUGAAGAAACAGUUGACCACACCACUCAACUAGUAUAUAGUGGUUUCAUUCUUGCUAAUCACUAUUUAUUGAAACUUCUCGAAAAUUGUGAAGAAUUACCUAUGGUUGCUCAAAAUCUGCUUUAUAACAUAUUUUCCAUCUUUGCUUGCCAAGGAAAGCAUGCAUCCGAU